ACGCUUCCCAAUGCGGUAUAGUCUGGGGUGAAUAAUACUGGCGGGCGAGAGCCAGAAUUAAUCGAUUCCCGUUUGCCGUCUUUCUUCAAAACGACAUCACUUUUCCCAUCCUUCCUCCAUCAUCCACCACGUUUUCUUUCUAUCAAAUCCAACUACACUUGUGCAGUGAAAUAAUCCUGACUAUCACACAACAAUGUUCAGACGCUUGGUAUCAGUCGCCCCUCGCGCCGUUGGCACUUUGGCCACUCCUCGUAUCACACCCGCCCUCUCCGGCGUUCAGACCCAGACACAAUCCAUCUUCCGGGCAUCUGCUGAUCACUACAACAACCCUCGCAAUGUUGGCUCGCUGAAGAAGGGUGAUGAAGACGUUGGCACCGGUCUCGUCGGCGCUCCCGCCUGUGGCGACGUCAUGAAGCUCCAGAUCCGUGUCGACAAGGACAGCAACAAGAUCAGCGAGGUCAAGUUCAAGACUUUCGGCUGCGGCAGCGCCAUCGCCAGCUCCAGCUACCUUACCGAGUUGGUCCGAGGCAUGACCCUCGAGGAGGCCGGUAAGAUUCGAAACACUGAGAUCGCCAAGGAGUUGUGCUUGCCGCCCGUCAAGCUGCACUGCUCUAUGCUCGCUGAGGACGCCAUCAAGUCUGCCAUCUCCGACUACCACCUCAAGAACCCCAGAGCUGUCAAGACCGACCUCUCAGGCACUGGUGCUACCAUGCCUAACGUCAAGGUUGAGAUCGAGCAGACCGAGGGUGCUGCUGCCACCUUGUAA
Molecule: messenger RNA, 766 nt
Organism: Aspergillus wentii DTO 134E9
Lineage: Eukaryota; Fungi; Ascomycota; Eurotiomycetes; Eurotiales; Aspergillaceae
Product: putative iron-sulfur cofactor synthesis protein (Isu1)
Exons: 2
Coding region: 194-766 (190 amino acids)
Biological process (GO): intracellular iron ion homeostasis; iron-sulfur cluster assembly
Cellular component (GO): cytoplasm; mitochondrial matrix
Molecular function (GO): 2 iron, 2 sulfur cluster binding; ferrous iron binding
Source: RefSeq, a predicted model, not a curated record